Molecule: messenger RNA, 511 nt
Organism: Paramecium sonneborni
Lineage: Eukaryota; Ciliophora; Oligohymenophorea; Peniculida; Parameciidae
Source: the annotation of a GenBank genome assembly
AAUGAACUAAAGAUAAUUAACUUUAUAAACAUUUCUACAGAAACAACCUACAAUCAAUCUAGAAUAUCAAUUACCUACUGUUGUAACAACCAAUUCUGUUCCUAUUUCAUAAUUAUGGAGUGAAAAAUAUUGUUAAAAAGUUUUAAGAGUUAGCAAUCUUAAAACUUUUUAAUAAUCCUAAGAAAAACAAAAAAGAAUUACAGCACAUAUCAAAGUCUAAAAAUUCUUUCAAAAACCUAAAUUUGAAAAAGUUAAUCAAAAAUAUUAGGCAGCAGAAAUAUAUGGUUUCAAUUAAAUCAUCGAAGAACUUGAUAAAGAAAGAUCAGACAUUAAAGAUUUAUCAUAAAGAAUCACUAGAAGUGUUUCAAGAGAAGAAAAAGAGGUCAAAUUCAAAAAAAAUAGAGAAUAAAGAAAAUAAGAUGAAUUUAUAGAAUUUUUACAUAAAAAGUUUACACCAAAACCUCUUAUUAGACUCAGAAACAAAAAACAUAAUAUAGAUAUCACUAUAUGA